AUGGGGUGCAAUGGAUUUAAACUCUAUUUAUGGAAGUAUGACUUCUCUUCAGUAUUGGUGAUAAGUUUUAUUGUCUGUUAUGUGGUUGUUUUAAUUUGUGUUUUGGUUGGGGUGGCUUUUUUAAAUUUGUUGGAGCGAAGGGUUUUAGGGUAUAUUCAGAUUCGUAAGGGUCCUAAUAAAGUGGGAGUGAUGGGAAUUUUGCAACCUUUUUCUGAUGCAAUCAGGUUAUUUUGUAAGGAGCAGAGUUUUCCUUUUUUAUCUAAUUUAUUGUUUUAUUUUGUGAGCCCGGUUUUUAGACUUUGGUUAGCUUUGUGUUUAUGAAUUAUUUCAUAUUUUUUUAAUAUGGUGGAUUUUGAGUUAGGGUUGUUAUUUUUAUGUGUUUCUAGUUUUGGGGUGUAUGGAAUGAUGGGGGCUGGCUGGUCCUCAAAUUCUAAAUAUGCUAUGUUAGGAGCUUAUCGAGCUGUUGCUCAGACUAUUUCUUGUGAGGUAAGAUUGGCCUUGAUUAUUUUGUCUUGUGUUGUUUUAGUGGGGGAUAUGAUUUGGUUAAACUUAAAAAUGUUCAGGAUGAGUGAUGAAUGGUUGGGGUUUUUUUUUCCUUUGGCAAUUGUAUGAUUUGCAUCCUGUUUGGCUGAAACAAAUCGUUCUCCUUUUGAUUUUGCGAAAGGGGAGUCUGAGUUGGUGUCUGGAUUUAAUGUGGAGUAUAGAAGAGGGGGACUGUUAAUUUUUAUAGCUGAAUAUGGUAAUAUUUUGUUUAUGAGAUUAAUUAGUGUGUUGAUUUUCGAAUAGGUGUUGACAUUAAUUGUGUCGGAUUGGGCCUUGGGAGAUUUUUGUAAUUUUUACUACGCCAAUAAGGGUAAUAAGGAGAAAGGUGAC
Limulus polyphemus (Atlantic horseshoe crab) is the source of this 873-nucleotide messenger RNA. Its product is annotated as NADH-ubiquinone oxidoreductase chain 1-like. NCBI's taxonomy places the organism in Eukaryota, Metazoa, Arthropoda, Merostomata, Xiphosura, Limulidae. Gene Ontology annotation, molecular function: NADH dehydrogenase activity. The record is from RefSeq and is a predicted model, not a curated record. Gene Ontology annotation, biological process: aerobic respiration. Gene Ontology annotation, cellular component: membrane.